CCCAAACAAACGGUCUCACUUUUGAAAUCAAAGACUGAACAAAUAUUAAAAAAUCAAAGGGAAAAUAAACCAAGAGAAAAGAAGACCUACCUCAAAUCAAAAGAGCUGAAAACCUUCUUUUGUAAUCACUCAUCAACCUAUUUUGGUUAUCAACGUCUGCCCUUGCUGCACCAACUCAUACCAACCGACUUGGUCCAAACAAGCCUCAGGCCUACCGACUCCACUCGAGAAAGUACAACUCUGUUAUUUGGAAGUGCUGAAAUCAACUAUCAAUGAAAGGAAAAUGAACAUGGAAGCAGAGACUGGAAAAAAAAAGCAUUGUUCUUGCAAUGUUCAGAUAUGUUUGUUCCCGUUCGAGCAAACUCUAUUGAGCCUGAUUAGUCUCGGUUUGGAGUUGUUUGGUUAGUUUUAUUUCUUUGGGACCUUUCUGUAAUUUGCACUAUACCCAUGUUAACUAGUCGAAGGGUAUAAGUGCUUUUGCUGCCGCCUCCUGCAACCCUAACGCAGAGGUAGCUGGUGUCUUCUUCAUUGAUAGUGAGAACUUCAGCAGGAGAGCUAUGCUCUCCGUGGAUUAGUCCCGGUCUCCGGGAAUACCACGUAAAUCUCGCGCGUCGUUUCUUUUCCGCAUUCUUCCUUUUUACAUGGUAUCAGAGCAAUAACAUCUAGACCUUCGUGUUGGUUCAUCAUGAGCAAGGACGAGGAUUCUACGAGCGGUGGGUCUGGCGGCUCUCCUGUGGCCGACGAGGUAAUUCCCAUCAACUCUCUUUACCUCCAUCCCUCUAAGAAUCCGGCGCAGCUUUUUGGUAGUGAUUUACUUACAGAUCUCAACUAUGGCGAGUGGGUUAAUGAUCUCACCGAGACUCUCAUCGCUAAAAAUAAGAUGGCUUUCGUCGACGGUUCGCUGCCGCGUGCAAAGGCCGGCACCCCGCGUCGCCAAGAGGCAUGGGAUCGGUGCGACGCCACCGUUAAGGGUUGGCUCAAAACUUCCAUGACGCGAGAGGUUCGCAACAGCGUCCGCAUGGCUUCCAUGGCGCGCGACAUCUGGUCUGACUUGCAGAACCGUUUUAGCAAGGGAUCGGCGCAGCGUGCUUAUGAGUUGCGUCGAUUGAUCAGCUCGCUACGCCAGGAGAAGCUAUCUGUCUCCGCGUUUUACACCAAGUUACGCUCGUACUGGGACGAGCUUGAUGCCGUGAGUGUGGUGCCGCGUUGUGUUUGUCCUAGGUGCACUUGUGGCGGGUGCCGUUGUGACUUGCUCUCACAACAUCAAUUGAAACAAGAGACAGAGAGAUUAUUUGAAUUUUUGCUUGGACUCGACGAUGGUUACGCGAUUGUUCGGUGGCAAAUCUUGAGCUCUCGGCUCACGCCUACACUUGCAGACGCCUAUCAACGCGUCUCGGCCGAGGAGCAACACAUGUUGCUUACUAAUGGUCGGCGCCCUCCUGUUGACACGGCUGGCUUCAAAGCCCAAGUGGCGGACAAGGACCCUAAGGACGAUCGUGAGAAGUUGCGGUGUAUCAAUUGCAACAAGGUGGGUCAUCUCCGUGAGACUUGUUAUCGUCUCAUAGGCUGCCCGCCCGGUCAUCCGCGAGCUAAGCCCGGGGCUUACUACGAGGAGAAGGGCAUUUUACUUCAGACCUCUUGCACUGACACGCCCCAACAAAACGGAGUGGUUGAGCGUAAGCAUCGACAUCUACUCGAGACUGCUCGUGCGCUCAUGUUUUACGCUGGUCUUCACAUUCGUUUUUGGGGAGAGUGUGUUGUCACUGCCGCUUACCUCAUUAAUCGGCUGCCUUCUCCGGUCAUCUCCCACAAGACGCCUUUUCAGGUGCUUCUCGGCAAAACCCCCACCUAUAGUCACCUCCGCAGCUUUGGGUGCCUUGUUUACGUCAAGGAUACGCACCACGACCUUGACAAGUUCGUCGAAAGGGGGAGACCGUGUGUUUUCGUGGGUUAUCCCGGCAACCAGAAGGGCUACCGCGUCUUUGAUCUUCAGACCCGUCGCAUCCUUGUCUCUCGUGACACUCAUUUUGUUGAGGACUGCUUUCCAUUUCGGGAACCCGCCUCAUCCUCUUCACACGUACCCAGGUCACCUUCCCAUGCACAAUUCCGGUCUCAGUCUCACGUGCAUGAGCUCCCCAUGCAACGCUCUGGUCCUCUCCUUGGCGAGCCGCCUUUCCUUUCGGCUGAUGAGGAUCCUGCUGAUUGGAUCUCGCCUGAUAGUGAUUCCGGACCCCAUGUGGACGCCGCUACUUCUCCUCACCACGAUGACUUGGCUCCUAAUGCUGUCGAGGUCGCUGAUGAUGAUGAUGAUGAUGAUGACGCUGAUGAGGAGCAUUCUGACGUGGAGUCUUCUCCUCCCGCUACUACUACACCAUCACCGCCCCCCUCCACGGCGCAAUCCAGUUCGCAAUCGCCGACCUCCUUCCCGACUCGAGCCCUAUGAGGUAACAUUUCAUGGUUCCCGU
Messenger RNA from Linum trigynum, 2465 nucleotides. NCBI's taxonomy places the organism in Eukaryota, Viridiplantae, Streptophyta, Magnoliopsida, Malpighiales, Linaceae. The record is from the annotation of a GenBank genome assembly.